AUGAUUGAGAAUUCUUUCUAUGAUUAUUUUCUUGAAAUUAUCAAACAAUUUGGAAAUGCUAUUGCUUUGAUUGAUCCAGAAACCAUGGAAACGUUUACAUAUUUGGAAUUAAUUAAUCAAUCUGAGCAAAUGCGUAAUGCAUUAAUUAGACUAGGUAUUCAAUCUGGUGACACAAUUGGUACAUAUGUCAACAAUUCUUCUCAUUAUAUCAUUUUUAUUUUAGCUGCUAUUAGCAUUGGAGCUAUUUUGGUACCAUUGAAUCCAUCAUAUAAAAUUUAUGAAAUUGGAAAAUAUUUCAAGAAAACUUCGGUUAAAUGGAUAUUAACAGAAGAAAAACUAUUUGAAAAAAUUCAACAUUUAAAUGAGGAAAAUAUAAAAGCUAAGAUUAUAAUGCUUGAUUCAACCAAGGAAACUUUAUUAUAUUACACUUUGCAAUGUUAUUUGAAUAAUGGUAAAUCAUUUUGGAAUAAUGAAAUGAUAAAUGCCAUUCAAAACAAACUUAUUUACAAUUAUAAUACAGCAAUAAUUUUCUUUUCGUCCGGAACAACCGGUUUGCCAAAAGGAAUCCGUUUAAGUCAUCGAACACUUAUUGCUAAUGUUGAAUUAGUCCGCAAAGCUCAAGGAAUCAAAUGCGCAGAAUAUGAAAUGGUUAGUCUGAGCGGUACUGACGUGGUGUACGGUGUGCUACCGUACUUUCAUGCAGGUGGUCUGCUUACUGUUUUGAGCCUUUUAGGAUUAGGUGUUCAAAUAAUUAUAAAUCGAAAAUUUGACGCUGAACAAUUUUUGGGAAUACUAAGAAAUUAUCAGGUGACAACAGCUUUAUUAGUACCACCGGUACUAAAAUUCCUUGCGGACACACCCAAUUUAAAUCCUGAAGAGUUACAUUCUCUAAAACACAUUUUCGUAGGAUCAGCUCAUGUUAAUGAGUCACUGGUCGAAAUGGUAAAAUAUCGCUUAUCUGAAACGAAUAUUAUUCAGUUAUAUGGUACAACAGAAGCUGGUGCUUUCGUUUUCAUGCAACCGUUAUUUGGGGAGAAAAAAAUUGGAAGUUGCGGAAUUUUAUUACCAAAUGUUGAAUGCAAAAUUGUAAAAUUAUCAAGUAAUGAAGAAUGUGAAGAAAAAGAAAUCGGUGAAAUAUGGUUAAAGACAUCAACAAUGAUGCAAGGUUAUCUCGAAAGAAUCGCCGACACAAACGAUGCUUUUAUUAAUGGUUGGUAUCGAACAGGUGAUUUGGGAUAUUAUGAUUUCGAUCAAUUUAUUUAUGUAACUGGUCGUGUUAAAGAAAUGAUCAAAGUUCGCGGUUGGCAGGUAUCACCAUAUGAAAUUGAGGAAAAAAUUCAAGAAUUAGAAGAUGUUGAAUUAUGCGCUGUAGUUGGCAUUCCUGAUGAGUACAGUGGACAAUUACCGAAAGCUUACAUUCAACUUCAUGAUGGAUGUCAACCAGAUGAAAAUAAAAUUCAUCGAUUAGUAAAUUCUAAAUUUGCGAGUUAUAAACAACUCAAAGGUGGUAUUCAGUUUAUCAAUAAUAUGCCAGUUAAUAGUGCUGGAAAGAUAUUACGAAAAGAAUUGCUGAAAAUGGAUCAGACAGAAGAUAAUUUAAUUGAAUUAAAAUAA
Molecule: messenger RNA, 1614 nt
Organism: Brugia malayi
Lineage: Eukaryota; Metazoa; Nematoda; Chromadorea; Rhabditida; Onchocercidae
Product: AMP-binding enzyme family protein
Exons: 12
Coding region: 1-1614 (537 amino acids)
Molecular function (GO): CoA-ligase activity
Source: RefSeq, a predicted model, not a curated record